Molecule: messenger RNA, 1170 nt
Organism: Symbiodinium sp. CCMP2592
Lineage: Eukaryota; Dinophyceae; Suessiales; Symbiodiniaceae
Source: the annotation of a GenBank genome assembly
AUGAAAGUUAUCUGCGAACGGGCGGCACUGCUCGAAGCGGUCAAUCAGGUUUCCGGGGUGGUGGCAUCGAGAUCCCCUCGCCCGCAGUUGACCUGUAUCAAGCUCACGGCGACCAACGACGCGCAGGGCGCGGAGCUGGUUCUUUCCGGUACAGACGCGGAAAUCGCGCUCUCUGUGCGGAUCGGACGCGUUGAGGUUGAGCAGGAAGGCACGGCUCUUGUCCCAGCCGACAAGCUGCGCCAGAUCGUCUCGGCGGAGGACAAUGAACCAACGCUGACGAUCGAGUCAUCUGGAGAGACCACGCACAUCCGCGGUGCGGAUGCACACUUCCAGCUCCACGGCUUUGACUCCAAGGAUUUCCCGCAACUCGCUGACUUCAAAGGGGUUUCGGAAGGAUCAUCGGCGACAGCGCCGGCGAAAUCGAUCUUCUCGCUCGAUGCCGGGACGCUCGACAUGCUCAUCGCUCGCACGCUCUUCGCAGCGGCGCGUGAGAACUCGCGCUACGCGAUCAACGGCGUGCUGCUGGUUCGUGAGGGCAAGAAGCUUGAUCUGAUCGCGACUGACGGACGCCGGCUCGCGAAGAGUGGCGCUUCGAUCGAUUCCAAGGGUGAAUCGGCGCAGUGCAUCCUCCCUUCCAAAGCGCUCUCGAUGAUCCAGAAGAUGGUCGCGGACGAGAACGAAGCGGUGCAUAUCGCCGUGACGGACAAUCAAGCGGUCAUCGCGUUUGGUGAUGAUCCGACGGACGCUCGUGCGACGCUCUCGACGAAUCUUGUCGAGGGGACUUUCCCACCGUACGAGGAUGUGAUCCCGAAGGAUCAGGACAUCAAGGUGACCUUCAAUCGCGAUGUGCUCAACUCGGCGGUCAAGCGUGCAGCGCUGCUGACCAACGAGGAAUCACGCGGCGUGCGCCUCGCGUUCAACGGCGGUGAGAAGUCACUGGAACUCUCGUCCCGUGCUCCGGAGAUGGGAGAAGCGACGAUCAAUGUGGGUCUGGACGCGUAUGUGGGUGAUGAUAUCGAGAUCGGGUUCAAUCCGGCGUUUAUCACCGAUGCGCUCAAGGUGAUCCACGACAACGAGGUCAUGAUCGAGCUCAAGUCUGGGAACAAGCCUGGAUUGUUCAAGGCUGGGAACGACUUCGUGUAUGUCGUAAUGCCGGUGAAUCUGAGUUAA